This is a messenger RNA of Drosophila innubila, 395 nucleotides long. RefSeq lists its product as uncharacterized. Bases 1 to 360 code for a protein of 119 amino acids. The record is from RefSeq and is a predicted model, not a curated record. NCBI's taxonomy places the organism in Eukaryota, Metazoa, Arthropoda, Insecta, Diptera, Drosophilidae. The transcript has 2 exons.
AUGAAAGGUUUAUCAGUACUCUUAGCUUUAGUGCUCCUGGAAGCCAAAGGGAUUUCAAACUCCCAGCAAUCAAUUGAGGAUUUUAAUUAUGCAAUUGAAAUAACAACGGCUCGACAAUAUUCUGGACAGCUUGGACGCACAGUGGGUCGAACUCGCAAAACCUUAAAGCGUACAAUGGAAUUGCCAGAUGAAAGUAUGCUGGGAAAUAAAACGGAAAACUAUUGCUGCUUUUGGUUAUAUCAAAAUCAUCCAGCAUUGCCAGAUGAUUGGGAGCAUCGGGAGGAAUAUCCAUUUGAUUUCUUGUUCAAUGGCAACUUUAUCAAGAAUGAGCGCAACCCUAAGGCUGAAAUAGAUCACUAACUGUGCGUAAACUCCACAAAUUGUGGCUGAGUUAA